AUGUCGUUCCCUAUCAGUGCUGGCCUCUUCCAGACACACCAACUCAUCGAGAACGAUAAAAUCUUGAUCCGAGAUGAGAUAUAUGGAGAGGAAAUCGUCCAUGAGCCAGUUCUCGUAGAGCUCCUUCAAAGCCUGGAGGUGCAGCGACUGCAAGGCAUCUGCCAGCAUGGAGUCAGUGGAUUCUUAGGCCUGACACCGCGAGUGACACGGCUCGAACAUUCGGUCGGCGCAUUUCUACUCGUGCGAAGGGUUGGAGCCACGAUUGAAGAACAAGUCGCUGCUCUCCUCCAUGACAUCUCUCAUACCAACCUCAGUCACGUCAUCGAUUUCGCCCUCUCCAAGCCUGGGGAAGGAAGUUAUCACGAGGUACACAAGACACGAUAUCUUAAGACGACGCAACUACCGGAUAUUCUUGCCAAACAUGGUAUCGACCAGAAGGUCUUCGAAGAAGAACUCUUUCCACUAGUGGAGAUGCCAUCGCCUCAUUUGUGUGCCGAUCGCCUAGACUAUGCUUUACGCGACUCUGUCAGUUACGACAAGCUUUCUAUAGAGGACGCCAGAAGAGUUGUCGGUUCACUGAAGGCGUUUCCCAGUGCUACAGCGACCCACCGUCUGCUGGUUCUGGACGAUCCCCAUCUAGCGUUGAUCCUGUCUCGCGCGUACAUCGCUGCCGACGAGGCUGUCUGGGCAAAUCCAGCCCACGUUGACAUGUGUGAGCGGACAGGCCGGGUGAUACGGGAACUGGUGGAGGCAGGAUGUAUAGAUGAUAAGGUGUUGUGGCAAGUUUCCGACACAGAAUUUUGGGCUCUACUCCGUCAAACAGCGGAUCCUGAACAACUUCGUGCCAUUGAGAGGCUAGAAGAGGAAGGGGCUCCAGAAGAUAGUGGACUCCGACUGCCACCUGGCUCGAAAAUUCGCACCAUUGAUCCAGACAUUUGGCAAGGAGAAAAACAACCCGCGCCGUUGUCGACGGUAUUGCCAACGUGGGAAUUAGAGCGAAAGCAGUACAUUCUCAGUCGCAGUCAUUGUUGA
Molecule: messenger RNA, 1032 nt
Organism: Penicillium salamii
Lineage: Eukaryota; Fungi; Ascomycota; Eurotiomycetes; Eurotiales; Aspergillaceae
Source: the annotation of a GenBank genome assembly